CCCUCCCUCUUUUUUUUGCAUUCAAUCCUGUGAUUUCCAGCAGCUCAGCACAGAAGAGCCGAGCCGAGCAGCAACACACCACAGAGGGAACAUUGUUCACAUCCAGAAAGCAAACCAACCCAAUGACUGAGUGGAUACUGUUUCUUCACGUCUUUGUGGGGCUCGUUCUCUUCAUGGCAGGUGAACCCACAUCCUGUCCUAUAGAGUUGAGCCCUAUCAAAGCUGUGGUGAAACAUGGAGACCCAGGUUCUGUUAACUGCAGCACAUCAGACGGGACAUCAAAAGAAUUAGGAUGGGAGGCUUCACAGGGAGGCACCCGUAAAUCAAACGCCACAGAUUUACCGUGGGAGGUUGUGAGUGUAACAAACUGGGGUAUGAAGCCCAUUUGCUAUAUCACCAAUACUGACUGUCAGAAGACGGUCGACCUGGUUAUUUACACAUUCCCAGAAAGCAUCAGCUUCAGGUCCAAUGAAUCCAACGAUGAGAUGACAGAACACAAGGCCCAUACCUUUAUAUGUGACAUCUUUAAUAUUGCACCAGUUCAAAACCUCACUGUCCAGUGGUACAAAGACGAUGCUGUCAUCCACACAGCCAUCCUUAAUGAUGAAACAAUGGAGCCCACAAAUCUGUCCCCUGCCUUCACAUUUAUACCAACGAGAGCUGACAGACGUGUCAGGUUCAGAUGCGAGGCACGGAUGGACUUGGGGCCAGAAGGACCACUCUUUCACGCGUCUUCAGCAGAAUACCUAACAGAUGUUUUGUUUGGACCUGACAUCCCGUGUUCGACCAUUACGUUACGUGAGGGGGAACCUUUGAAAGAGCAGUGUAAAGUGACAGGAAAUCCCAGCCCGUAUGUUGAGUGGCUGAAAAACGGACAUCCUAUAAACACGAGCGUCCCUCUGAGAAGAAACGAUACAGGAACAUACACGGUGAAAGCUGAGGGACAUGUCUUAUCUGAAAAGCAGAUCCAGGUCAAUGUGUUUUAUGGACCAGAGUGGACAUGUCCACAUGUAUACAAUAUAACAGAAAACUCUCAUCACGACCUCACAUGUUCUCAGGGUUUCCCCAAACCUGAGGAAAUCUGGUACAAAGAUGGGGAGGAGGUGGAACUUCCACAGGUCCUGACCAGAAGACAUGCAGGGCAGUAUGUGGUCAUGGUUUCAACUCGCAGAUUCAGUAUACACAUCAACGUGCUCUACCCACCAUCCGAAUUAUUUGAGCUUGAAGACUCUGAAGUCCAAAUCGGUACCAGUUUGGGGUUGAAGUGCUCUUCUGCAGGUUCGCCACGACCAAACUACUCCUGGAUUUAUUACCAGGCGACCAAUGUGAUGGAGGAAACUGAGGAUGGAGUGUCUCGACUAAUGAUCCACGAUGCUACCGGAAACAACAUGGGUCUCUAUACUUGUCACGCCUGGAAUGAGCAUGGAUAUGUCUCCAAAACAGUCACAGUCACUGUACAAGGUGCCAAGCUGGAAUGCCCCAUUAAAAUAACUCCAGACACCAUGGUGUUGCAAUACCAGAGCAGAGGGCAGUCCGUAGACUGCAAGUCAACAACCAAUGAGACAAAUGUUAAGGAAAUAUUCUGGACGACUCAACAAGGCGACACACUUCGUAGCAGCGCUUGGUUUGCUGACACCCAUAAAGACUGGGACCCUCGUCCCGUUUGUCACGGGGAGUUUAGGGGAAUAGGAAACUGCUCUAAAGCUUUACACUACAUCCUCUACAAAUUUCCAGAAAGUGUAUUGAUUGGGGUCGUGGAUGAAAGGAGUCCAGCUUUGGUGGGCACAGUUCUGCAGCUGCAGUGUGACAUUGUCAGUGUUGCUCCUGCACAAGACCUUAAUGUGAGGUGGAUGUUUAAACGAGGCAAUGAAACCAUUAGGCCUGAAUCGGUGGGGGUGAGCAACGCCACAGGCUGCAGUUUCAGUCCAUACAGAUCUCCCGUAAACGUGUCGUGCAUCAUGAACAUCACUCUACAAAAAAUUCACAACGAUAUUCAAGUCCAGUGUGUGGCAGAGCUGAACCUGGGACCUACACUACCACAGCCUCCUAGCUUGACGUCCAGCCCCCUCCGCAUCACCGUGCUCUAUGAACCCAGAAUUAAUGCCACAAAGCUUCCAGAGACGGUCCCGGUGUUCAGAGGUUACCCUGAGGUGCUUGUUUGUGAAGCUGAUGGUAACCCACGCCCAGUAAUCCAGUGGGAGUACAGCUCACAGACGGCACACGUUGAAUCUGAAGGCAAACUCAAUGUUUCUGAUGCUGGCGUCUACAUCUGCAGAGCUUCUAAUGACCUUAAUUCCACAGAACGAGUGGUCGAAGUCAUUUUAUUGGAGGACUACCUACCCCUCAUUGCUGGGAUUGUUGCUCUCACAGUGGUGAUCAUCUCCAUCAUCUUCAUCUUCAUCUACUCCAUCUACUACAAGAACACCAAGAUGCGUCACUACAGCCUCAAAAACCCAAAAUUCAGCAAUCAGAAUGGCAAUGUGGCUCACAAUGGCUGGGACAUUCAGCUUCCUGUCACCAGGCUGCCCUAGCAGUGCUUAUGCUGCAUCUCUCUAAUGGUGUUUUUUAAACACUGAACUCCGUUCAAACAGCAGGCUCACUCCAGACAGGCUGGAGAUAGUUUCUUCUACUUCAAACAUCUCAUUAUUCUCAUCUUUGUCUCAGCAAUUCUACCCCCCAAAGAAUGAUCUUUUCAUCCAAUCAACGCAGUCUCGGCUUGAGUUGCACAAUUGUGUCCACUGGAUUUAACCUCCUAUCACUGGACAGAAAAGGAAAAGAAGGAAGAGUACUUUAAAAGUUGGCACUGUUUUUAUACUUUUGGUUACACAAAAAGGGAAAUUUACACUGUUGCAUGUUUGGUUUGGGUUUCAGAUUUUGCUCAUUUGUAAUAUACUCAGAUUUCUGUGUCAUUUCCUUAACAGACACAAUUUUAGUAUUAAUGUGUCACAUUUGGAGCGCAAACACAGAAUAGCAAACAUUUUAAAUGAAAAUGGGUUAAAUCGCUACAGAUAUGGAGACGUUUUGGACACUUUUGUGUUUGCACAUCAUUUACAUGUCAUUAGAUUUUGUCCUGUUUUGGAGCCACACCGUGUCAGGCGCUGCCUGAAUGAAACAAGUUAUUUUGUUCCACAUGUUUGUUAUUCAGUGAAAGACUGCAGGAUUUAUAACCUUAGAUGUAUAUUCAGGAAAAUAUUUGAUGUAAAAGCAAAACUUUAUAUUUAUUUAUGAAAACAGUGUGAAUUUUAAUGUGUGUGAACAUUGCUGACAGUUGUUGAACUGUGACGUAAACGAGAAGACACUGUAUACAUUUGUAGAUACUGUUGUAAAUAUGUGUAACUUGUGCAAAACUAUUUUAAUAAAAAUUAAUGCUUUUUCAGA
Nothobranchius furzeri (turquoise killifish) is the source of this 3378-nucleotide messenger RNA. It is a transcript of the gene icam3, whose product is annotated as intercellular adhesion molecule 3. The record is from RefSeq and is a predicted model, not a curated record. NCBI's taxonomy places the organism in Eukaryota, Metazoa, Chordata, Actinopteri, Cyprinodontiformes, Nothobranchiidae. Gene Ontology annotation, biological process: cell adhesion. Gene Ontology annotation, molecular function: integrin binding.